AUGUCUGGGUUUCUCGAAAAUGCUUACAGCCUGGUUCAUCAGGACAAUGCGGCCGACGUGCCAACGGUAUCAGAUUUGCGUAUGCAGCUGGAGAAAGGCACUGAUGAGACAAAGGUCGAGACCAUGAAGCGAAUUCUCACAGUCAUGCUGAAUGGAGACCCAAUGCCGUCGUUGCUUAUGCAUAUCAUUCGAUUUGUCAUGCCUUCAAAGCACAAACCUCUCAAGAAGCUCCUAUACUUCUAUUAUGAGAUCUGCCCGAAACUCGAUUCUAGCGGCAAAUUGAAGCAGGAAAUGAUUCUGGUUUGCAACGGCAUUCGUAACGACCUUCAGCACCCGAACGAGUAUAUCCGAGGAAACACGCUGCGUUUUCUCUGCAAAUUGCGCGAGCCGGAGCUCAUUGAACCCCUGCUCUCGUCAGCGCGAUCCUGUCUGGAGCAUCGGCAUGCAUAUGUCCGCAAGAACGCUGUCUUUGCUGUGUCCUCGAUAUUUGCACAUUCCCCGUCAUUAAUUCCAGACGCAUCGGAGCUCCUUGCCACCUUCGUCGAAGGCGAGACCGAUGCGACAUGCAAGAGAAAUGCGUUCGCGGCUCUUGCAAACAUAAAUCAUGAUGCAGCCCUCCUGUAUCUAAGUUCUGUUUUUGAUGGCAUACCAAACGCCGAGGAGCUGCUACAGUUGGUGGAACUUGAGUUUAUUCGGAAAGAUGCUUUCCAGAAUUCCCAGAACAAGGCUCGAUAUCUUCGACUCAUUUUCGACUUACUGGAAGCCGGUGCCUCAACUGUGGUAUAUGAAGCAGCGUCUUCCUUAACAGCGUUGACGAAUAACCCAGUGGCUGUUAAAGCUGCUGCGACCAAGUUUAUUGAACUUAGCAUAAAAGAAGCCGACAACAAUGUUAAGCUCAUCGUCUUGGAUCGCGUGGAUCAGCUGCGCAAGAAUAAUGAAGGCAUUCUCGAUGAUUUAGUCAUGGAGGUACUGAGAGUGCUUUCCAGCACAGAUAUUGAUGUGCGUAGGAAGGCCCUCAGCAUCGCCUUGGACAUGGUAUCAAGCAAGAAUGUCGAAGAAGUUGUUCUUUUGCUAAAGAAAGAAUUAUCCAAAACCGUGGACCAAGAGUAUGAGAAAAAUACGGAGUAUCGAUCUCUUCUCAUUCACUCGAUUCAUCAAUGCGCGAUCAAGUUCUCGGAAGUCGCUGCCAGCGUGGUAGAUUUGCUUAUGGAUUUCAUAGCGGAUUUCAAUAAUGCCUCAGCAGUAGACGUCAUAAACUUUGUGAAGGAGGUUGUGGAAAAGUUUCCAGCUCUUCGAAAGACAAUCGUUGAACGGCUCGUUUCUACACUGAGCGAGGUCCGUGCUGGCAAAGUUUACAGAGGUAUUAUGUGGAUCGUUGGUGAAUAUUCGUUGGAGGAGAAAGAUAUCCGAGAUGCGUGGAAGCGGAUACGGGCUAGCUUGGGCGAGAUUCCUAUUCUCGCCUCAGAGCAGAGACUUUUGGAAGAUCAAGAUGGCGGCGAGCCGAUCCAAGAUCAAGUCAACGGCAAUCCAAAGCCGGCAGCCCCAAGCGGCUCACGUAAAGUCUUGGCCGACGGGACUUAUGCCACAGAAACAGCUUUGACUAGCCAAUCCUCGGCAGCCGCUAAGCUCGAGGCUGUUAAGACAGCGCAGAAGCCUCCCCUACGUCAACUCAUACUAGAUGGAGACUACUACCUUGCUACAGUUCUUUCUUCCACGCUUGUGAAGCUGGUCAUGCGUCACUCCGAAAUUUCGGCUGAUAUUGCUCGAACGAAUGCCCUAAGAGCUGAAGCGAUGCUCAUUAUGAUCUCUAUUCUCCGCGUCGGACAAUCGCAGUUUGUCAAGGCUCCCAUUGAUGAAGACUCCGUGGAUCGCAUCAUGUCCUGUGUGCGGUCUCUCGCCGAUUUCAGCACCAAGAAGGAACUAGAGAACGUCUGGCUCAACGAUACCAGAAAGGCAUUCCGCGCAAUGGUACAGGUGGAAGAGAAGAAGCGGGAAGCCAAAGAAGCACAUGAGCGAGCAAAAUCGGCCGUACAGGUUGACGAUGUCGUCCAGAUCCGCCAACUUUCCAAGCGGAAUGCUACAGACGGAAUAGACGGCAUUGAAUUAGACCUGGAGAGGGCAACAGGUGGCGAAGCAACCGCAGAAGAUCUGUCUUCUAAACUUAGUCGUGUCGUGCAGCUGACCGGUUUCUCGGAUCCUGUUUAUGCGGAGGCCUAUGUGAAAGUGCAUCAGUUUGAUAUCGUCCUCGAUGUGCUCCUUGUCAACCAAACAACGGAAACGCUUCAAAACUUGUCCGUGGAAUUCGCUACCCUCGGUGACUUGAAGGUCGUGGAGAGACCUACCACUCAGAAUCUCGGCCCCCAUGACUUCCACAAUGUUCAGUGUACCAUCAAGGUCUCAUCUACGGACACAGGCGUCAUAUUUGGCAAUGUCGUAUACGAUGGAGCCCAUUCUACUGACACAAACGUGGUUAUUCUAAACGAUUUACACGUAGAUAUUAUGGACUACAUUCAACCGGCUACAUGCACUGAGACCCAAUUCCGAACAAUGUGGACUGAAUUUGAAUGGGAGAACAAAGUCAAUAUUAACUCAAAAGCGAAGUCGUUACGAGACUUUCUGGAUCAACUGAUGGCGUGUACCAACAUGAACUGCUUGACACCUGAGGCGAGCCUCAAAGGGGAUUGCCAAUUUUUGAGCGCAAACCUCUACGCUCGGUCCGUAUUCGGUGAGGAUGCCUUGGCCAAUCUUAGCAUCGAAAAGGAGGGAGAAGACGGCCCUAUUACCGGGUUUGUUCGUAUAAGAAGCAGAUCUCAAGGCCUUGCUUUAAGUUUAGGAUCCUUGAAAGGUUUAAACAAGAUCGGAUCUUCAGCAUAA
This is a messenger RNA of Metarhizium brunneum ARSEF 3297, 2874 nucleotides long. RefSeq names its product Coatomer subunit beta (gene sec26). Gene Ontology annotation, molecular function: structural molecule activity. Gene Ontology annotation, biological process: endoplasmic reticulum to Golgi vesicle-mediated transport; intracellular protein transport; intra-Golgi vesicle-mediated transport. Lineage: Eukaryota; Fungi; Ascomycota; Sordariomycetes; Hypocreales; Clavicipitaceae. The record is from RefSeq and is a predicted model, not a curated record. Gene Ontology annotation, cellular component: cytoplasm; COPI vesicle coat.